AUGAUUACAGAACUUGACUGUUAUUCAAAUGAACAAUUAAAUAAUUAUCAAGAAAUAUUUUCAUUUUUUGAUCGUUAUAAUACCGGUGAAAUAUAUUUGAAUGAAUUAGGUUUAAUCAUUCGAUCAAUUGGUUUCGAUCCAAGUGAAAUAAAAGUCAAGGAAAUUCAAGAAGAAUAUAUACAAAACGGAUUAGAUAAAAUCAAUUUCCAACAAUUUUUACAAAUAUUGAUUAGUUUUACAAAUGAAAUAGACGAUGAAAUCGAUAUUAUUGAAGCAUUUCGUAUUUUUGAUAAGGAAGGUCAAGGUUUUAUAAUAAAAGAAGAACUUCUACAUAUAAUGACACAUCUUGGUGAAAAAUUAUCAAUUGAAGAAGCUGAAGAAAUGAUGCAUGAUGCUGAUAUCUAUUGUGACGGAAAGAUUCGUUACGAAGAAUUUGUUAAAAUAAUGACAGAAUUAAGUUAA
This is a messenger RNA of Adineta steineri, 462 nucleotides long. NCBI's taxonomy places the organism in Eukaryota, Metazoa, Rotifera, Eurotatoria, Adinetida, Adinetidae. The record is from the annotation of a GenBank genome assembly.